UCUCGUAAUAUUGCUGUUAUAUAAACAAUAAAUGACAUUGAAUAGCAAAGGGAUACAUUUUUAUAGAAGCAAACACAUACACAUAUUAACAAAAUUACUGUUGAUAGUUGUGGAAGAGGAAAUAUGGGUACAGCCGGAGUAAUAACAACUGCAAACCCUAGCGGCAGUAGUCACUCAGCUCUUCUGCAAAAGCAAAUGUCAUUCAAAACGUCCGUUGGUGCCAAUCAAUUAUCAAAAACUGAUGAAAUAGAAGUUAUUGAAAGUGGGCACAAUGAUACCUCAUCAGCACGCUACAACAAGAACACUGCACUCGGUUGGAUAUGUUGUGCACCAUGCAUUUGGCUACGGACUUCAGCUACCGUUCACAAAAUAGCGAUUACUACAGCAACGUUGUUAGUCACUUCUUUGCUUGUUGCAUCACCGAUAUUGUUUUUAAUAAGCACUGCACCAUCACAACUGCCACGAGAUUGUUAUACGGAUGAUGAAGAUUGUAUGCCAACAGCAGCUCCACCUCCUGAGUGCUUGGAUCCUGUAUGUAAAAUAGCAGCAUCAAGUAUACAUGUAAAACUCAAUUGGAAUUUCGAUCCUUGUGUUGAUUUCAAAAAUUUUAGCUGCUCGCCUGGUUCAAAAAUUGACGGAUUAGCCAGCCUCCGAGCUAUUCGCAGUGCACAGGAAUCGGUUGACUUGCAAAUGCAACAACUAUUGCAGCACAAUACAACUUCUGGACCAUUUCGAAAAUUAGGUCGUUUAUUUGGCAGCUGCUUAAGACAAAAUACAAAUUCAUCAACGAUUCGAUUAGUUUUGGAGCAAUUAGGAGGCUACUUGCCGAUUGGAGCACUCGGACCAUCUAGUGUAUCUCAGCUUAUAUCAAAAAUUUACGAGUUAGGUCCAACUCCUCUAGUCGACAUAUAUUACGAUUUAAGUUAUGGUAAACGACCACACGUUUUACUGAUCAUAAGCGGACCCAGUACAACAUCGCCCAUUCUAGAAAGCAAAAUACGCUGGAUGGGACCUAAGGCUCCACCAUAUCGAGUGAAACAAGGAGUUCCAAAGCUUUUAAAUGAUUUACUUGACAGCUUUUUGCCAAGCGGUCUAACUCAGGAACAGAAAUUUUCAGAGAAUGAGGCAAUUUCAACAUUUAUUAAGGAAUUAAAUAAAAUUCGAGUUGAACAUUCUCGUCGGGGCUUUUGGGACAGUUCAGUACUAUACAAUAUAUCAUCCCUGCAAGAAAUGUAUCCAAUAUUGAACUGGACGUCACUUAUUCCAAGCAACUGGAGCGGACCUAUAGUUGUAAGAAGUUCAGAUUAUCUAAAGGCUGUGGAGGAAUUGUUAACGAAAUAUCCAACUCGUGUAGCCCACAACUCGAUACUGGUGUUGUUUGCACUGGGUAUUCUGCCUCAUGGCCACCCUGAUCCAUUAGUAUGUACACGAGCUACUAUGUGGGCUCUACCUGAUAUAACAUCUGCAUUAUUUAUAGCUCAACAUUCAUCGGAUGAUAUUAGGGACGUUAUAAGACGAACUGAGGUUAUAUUUAAAUCGUUAAAAGCACACUUGAAACGUGCUCCAUCUCUUAAAGGUGCUGCUCUUGUAAAACUAUCUGCUUUGAAAAUACAAUCUGAGACUUGGAGUGGAUUUUCAAAUAUAACAGCGAUGAUAAAAAUUUUAGAAUCGAUGGAAAUAACGUCCGAUAAUUGGUUUGAAAAUGUUUUGAAGAUCUACCAGCGAAAUAAGGCAGUGCCAGAUGUUAUCGAUAUGAACAUGGAUUCCCAUGAUGCAUGGGCGUAUCCUAUAGUUGCCAAAAUAUUCUAUGACACAUUGAGUCAUUCCAUAGUUGUGCCGCUAUCGGUAAUUCUUGUUCCGUACUUUGAUGGAAGACUGCCGCCUUACUUGCAGUACGCUUCAGUUGGCGUUGCUGUAGCUAAAGAGAUAUUACGGUCGAUAACUAAAGCUUUUGAAGAUAAGGCGAUGCGAUGCGUUCCUAAAUCUGUGAAUAUAUUUUCCAACUAUAGUCGGAUGGACAUAUUAAUACAUUCGGGUGGAAUGCAAAUAUCAUACCAUUCAAUGCUUUCAUUAACAGGCCCAAUAAAAGGGAUGGCUAGACUACCGGGACUAAAUUUAACACCUACACAGAUAUUCUUUCUCGUAUCUGCACAAGAGCUGUGUGCCGAAUCAGACUAUACCGGUAUUGAUACAGAUGCACCUGAAUUUGAACACAUUUUGGGAUGGUUGGUAGCGCAAGGCGGAAGUGCAACAGACGUGUUUAAAUGUCCCUCUGGAUCUAUGAUAAAUGCUCAAAAAACGUGUAAUGUAUUGUAAAUUCAAAUAUUAGCUGUUAAGUCCCUAUAUUAAUAAUUGUAGUGAUAAUUAACAAAGUUCCGUUUUAUUUUAUGAAUCCUAUUGUUAAAUAAACAACCUACAUACAUAUAUCGUAAGUAAU
This is a messenger RNA of Calliphora vicina (urban bluebottle blowfly), 2437 nucleotides long. It is a transcript of the gene Nepl16, whose product is annotated as Neprilysin-like 16. Bases 124 to 2316 code for a protein of 730 amino acids. Gene Ontology annotation, cellular component: plasma membrane. Lineage: Eukaryota; Metazoa; Arthropoda; Insecta; Diptera; Calliphoridae. The transcript has 10 exons. Gene Ontology annotation, biological process: proteolysis. Gene Ontology annotation, molecular function: metalloendopeptidase activity. The record is from RefSeq and is a predicted model, not a curated record.